AUGAAUUCACACCCAAUCUUGAAAAGGGUACCUAAAUUCCUCCGUCCAUUUGCACUGAGAUUCAUUCACGCUCCCAUCUCCCACGUCACAGCAUUCCUCAUCCUCCAUGAGCUUACAGCUAUCAUUCCCUUGAUUGGCGUGUGGUACGUCCUCCACAAGUACCACCUCUCCAUCCCCAUGGAUUUGCCGUCAUGGGCCAUUGAUAAGGGCACAAAGGUGAUUGAUUCAUCGAUGGCCAGGUUCGACUUCACCGGUUGGAAUGUCAAUGAAAAGUUUACGUUCAUGAUGGAAGGCGCAUAUGCUUUCGUUAUCGUGAAGUUCUUGUUGCCGGUCAGGCUCAUGAUCAGUUUGGGUCUCAUGCCCUGGUUUUCCAAAUGGGUGGUGGUUCCAUUCACCCGGAUUUUCAAGAGGAAGCCCAAGGCUCCCAAGGUCGAAGUCAAGGACAGUGUCAAGAAGGUGGAAAAGCCCAGGUUGUAG
Messenger RNA from Suhomyces tanzawaensis NRRL Y-17324, 477 nucleotides. RefSeq lists its product as uncharacterized. Gene Ontology annotation, cellular component: mitochondrion. The transcript has a single exon. The record is from RefSeq and is a predicted model, not a curated record. NCBI's taxonomy places the organism in Eukaryota, Fungi, Ascomycota, Pichiomycetes, Serinales, Debaryomycetaceae. Bases 1 to 477 code for a protein of 158 amino acids.